Messenger RNA from Tripterygium wilfordii, 2068 nucleotides. RefSeq names its product UPF0496 protein At4g34320-like. The record is from RefSeq and is a predicted model, not a curated record. The coding region runs from base 719 to 1843 and encodes 374 amino acids. Lineage: Eukaryota; Viridiplantae; Streptophyta; Magnoliopsida; Celastrales; Celastraceae. The transcript has a single exon.
AGCUUUUAUUUAUUCAUCUCUUAAAAUUAUUACACACUAAAAAACCACCUAGUCUUGGAACCCAAGUUUCUGUUGUCUCCAUAUACAUUUCACUCUCUCUCUCAAAUGUAUGGCCACAAGAAUGAACAACUCUCUCUCUCUUGUUUGGCAACCCUUUGCUUUGCGCGUUAAAACUGAACAGGAAGAGUUUUUCUAGAGAGAGAAACAAACCUAUACAUAUAAACAUAUUGCUUGCUUGCUUGUUCCCGUGUUCUCUUUCUCUCUCUUUAUUGAUCUUACUAUGCGUGCAAGCUAUUACCAAACCUCUCCAAAGCAGGGCAGCAGAGGCUCAUUUUCUUGGUCCUUAACGGUUCUAACUCUCUUUAAGCUUCUUCAUUCCUCAUUCACCCCUACUUCUCUUUGCUUUACAUGAAGACAAAACUCCCAAAUCAUCACCUCCCCCCUUGUUUUUUUUAUAAUCACUAAUUCUGUUUUGUCAAACUUGUACUACUCCUCUAUCUGCGUCUUUCUUAAUCUCUGGUUCCUUGUUUGUUUUAAAAGCCUUCAAUAUCUGGUGCAUAUUCAUUCAUGCUGAUCUAUUAUGACAAUAGGAAUUCCUAAUCUCAGAAUAUUCUGUUGAAAUCUUGGAUUUGGUGUAGUGGUUUUGAAGGCUCUGAUUGAAUCUUGGGUUUUGUUUUUUUUUUUUUUUCUUGCUUUUGUUUGGAUCUGAAUUGAAGCCAUGGGAGGGCAUAUGAGCAAGAACAAGGCUGCAGAAGCUUCAUCUGCUAUGAGUCUCAACAAUAAUUUGCAGUACUCAACUGAAUUGAGCUCCUAUGAGGCUGCCUGCAGGCUCGACGAGGACUUGCAGUCCUUCGACAACAACCUCCAAGCGCGCACCAAUCAUGUCAUCAACACUCUGGCUGUUGGUGCUGAGGUUAGAGCACUUUCAUUUGAUUCCUUGAAGGAAGUUACAGGGUGCCUUCUAGAGAUGAAUCAAGAGGUUGUUAAGGUUAUUUUGGAAUGCAAGAACGACAUAUGGAAGAGCCAAGAAUUGUUCGAGCUUGUCGAAGAGUACUUUGAGAAUAGCUUGCAGACUCUAGAUUUCUGUACAGUAUUGGAGAAGUGCCUAAAGCGAACUCGUGAUAAUCAAUUGCUAAUUCUUGUAGCAUUGCAGCAAUUCGAAGAGGAAAGUGAAGCUGGAGGGAUAAAGUAUGUGAAGACUCUAGAGGAAUUUAAGAAUUUCAAGGCAGCUGGUGACCCUUUCGAUGAAGAGUUCUUUCAUAUCUUUCAAUCUGUUUAUAAGCAGCAGAUGUUGAUGCUUGAGAAACUGCAGCUUAAAAAGAACAAGCUUGACAAGAAGCUCAAGUACAUUCAUGCCUGGAGGAAAGUUUCAAGUAUGAUAUUUGUUGCAACUUUUGCUGCUGUACUAAUUUGCUCUGUCGUGGCGACAGCUAUGGCUGCACCGCCUGUGGCAGCAGCACUUGCAGCAGCAACUUCUAUUCCAUUGGGUUCAAUGGGGAAAUGGAUUGAUUCUCUAUGGAGAAACUAUGAGAAUGUAUUGAAGGGGCAGAAGGAGGUGAUUACUUCAAUGCAAGCAGGAUCAUAUGUUGCUAUUAAGGACUUGGACAACAUUCGGGUUCUGAUUGAUCGAUUGGAGAUUGAAAUUGAAGCAUUAAUGGUAAACGUGGAUUUCGCGAUUGAAAAAGAAGCUGUGAAGAUUGCAAUAGAGGAGAUUAAGAAGAAGCUGGGAGUGUUUAUGAAGAAUGUUGAGGAGCUGGGAGUACAUGCUGAUAUGUGCAGCCGGGAUAUCAGAAGGGCUAGGACUGUAGUUCUACAGAGGAUCAUAAGACAUCCCAAUCACUGAAAAGGAUGUGCCUCCAGUUACCUUCAACUGGUGACCACUGGUUUGUUAUUUUUAAGGACUUGUCUGAUCUUGUGUUAUAAUGAUUAAUUCCUUUAUUUGUUGUAUUUAGGACCCCCAGUGAUGGGAUCCAUGUUUUUAGAAGUUGAUUUAAAACUUUGUACUUCAUUUCACCAUUUUGUUUUUUAUUUUUAGACAAAAGAAUGGACUUCUUUUGAAUUUCUAUUU